UAUAUACUUCAAAUAUUUUUCAGUUUCCGGAAGUUCUUUGCAUAAAAUUUAUUUUCAAUAAAUUUUAAUUAAUUAUAAAAAAAAAAUUUAUAAUAUAAUUCUUCAAUUUUUCUUUCUCUCCCUUUCUCUCUUUUUCUUUUCUUUCUUUCUCUGAACUUUAAUAUUUCGUUUAGAAUGGUAGAAAUAAUUAUGUAACCUUGGAAACAAUGAAUUUGACUUUGGAUUGUUAGUGAAUAUAUAGUGAAGUAUCGUAAUUAAAUUUUAACAAAUAGUUAAAAUUUCCAUUUUGAUUGUCACUUAAUGGUUUAAACAUCUAAGUGAAAAAUAUUUAAUUAUAAAAUAAAUAUUUAAUUCUCUAAUAAUACAUAUCAAGAAAUUACAAGAAUCAUGGAUAUCGAGAAAUUACAAGAAUUUAUGGAAUUGGUUGGUCGAUUGAAACAUAUGAAAAGAACAGGAUGGGUUCUUAAAAAUGUUCCUGAUCCAGAAACAAUUGCAGGUCAUAUGUAUAGGAUGGCUAUGUUUUCUUUCUUAGUAGAUAAUGAAAAUUUAGAUAAAGUCAAAAUCAUGCAAAUGGCUUUAAUACAUGAUUUAGCUGAAUGUAUCGUGGGAGAUAUAACACCUUCUUGUGGUAUUCCAUCUGAAAUUAAACAUAAGUUAGAAGAUGAAGCUAUGGAAGAUAUUUGCAAACUUCUUGGAGAUAGAGGACCUAUGAUAUUGGAAAUAUUUCGUGAAUAUGAAAAACAAGAAUCCCCGGAAGCAAAAUAUGUUAAAGAUUUAGACAGAUUAGAUUUAAUUAUGCAAGCAUAUGAAUAUGAAAAGAGGGAUAAUAUUCCUGGAAAAUUAGAAGAAUUUUUUACUACUACAAGCGGCAAAAUAAGGCAUCCUUUUAUUCAAAAAUUAGCAUCUGAAAUUAUUGCAAGAAGACAAGCUUUAUGUUGUAAUUUAACUUCAGUAUAACUGAUUUUGUAUUUAUGUUUAAAAAAAAAAAAAAUCAUCAAUUUCAUUGUUGUAUUUAAUAAUUACAAGAAAAUAUUUAUUUUCACAGAGAAUAAAGAUAUUUGUGAUUUAUAAACACAUGAGUAAGUAAAAAGAAAAUUAGUAUAUUUUACAUAAUAUUUUCUUUAUUUUCUGUGAAAAUAGCGUAUAAAUAAAAUACUAAUGAAAUUAAUUUAAUAAUAAUAUCUGUAGUAAUAUUUAAUAAUAUUUAAUAAUUUUAAAUUUUAUAAUUUCUUUUGCAUAUAUUUGGUUUUUUAAAAUAAUAUUUAAUUCCAUUUUUAUAUAAAUAAACAUCGAUUUUUUAUAAAUGUUGUAAAAAAUUAUUUAAGUUUAUUAUAAUAUUAAGAAGAUAAUUAUUCAUUAAGUUAUUUAUUUUUAAUUAAAAUUACAGAUUAAUUUGUUUGAUUUUAUAAUUUGGAUUAUAAUUAUAAAAUAUUUAAAAAUUAAAUUUAUUAUUGCAUAUUUAUGAAAAUACAAUUUUUAUGCAAAAGUAAUAAAUAUUCAAAGAAAAAAAUUUAA
Molecule: messenger RNA, 1515 nt
Organism: Apis cerana (Asiatic honeybee)
Lineage: Eukaryota; Metazoa; Arthropoda; Insecta; Hymenoptera; Apidae
Product: 5'-deoxynucleotidase HDDC2
Cellular component (GO): cytoplasm
Molecular function (GO): 5'-deoxynucleotidase activity
Source: RefSeq, a predicted model, not a curated record